AUGGAGCGAUUUACAGACUUGCUGCGUGGAUCUAACAACAGUCCUAAGUCUUAUUCUAAUUUGCGAGACAAAAAGGACAAAGGCUCUGAUAUGGAUGUCGAAAUGGGAGAGGCCGAUCCAAAUCAAUCGCCCUUCAUGCAAGAGUUCUUUGACAAGAUUUCUCAAGUCAAAAGGAACAUGGAUCAGAUACGCAAGAACAUGGGUCACAUGGAAAAACAGCACGGGAUGGCCCUUACCUCUGUGUCAAGUUCAGCCUCCAAUAAGAGACAGGAGGAGCUUGAAGGCCUUAUGGAUCAAACUAGCACUCUGAUCACUGCGGUCAAAGUUGCCCUGAAGGACAUGGAUAAAGACAGCAAAGCACAUGCUGCAAAGGCGGGGAAGGCUGGUGAUGGAGAGGCAAGAAUUCGUCAGAACAUGCACAGUGCACUGACCAAGAAGUUUAUUUCCCUAGUCCAAGAGUAUCAAGAGAUGCAAACGAAUUUCAAGGGAAAGUACAAGGAACGUGUGGGCAGGCAGCUCAAAGUCGUGAGACCUGAUGCAACAGAUGAUGAUGUGGAGAGGCUGCUGCAGGAUGGAGGUGACAGCAACAUUUUCAAACAACAACUGCUACAGGAGCGAUCAACUCAGGCUGCGAAAAAUGCCCUGGCAGACAUUCAAGACAAGCACAGAGAUAUCAUUCGACUGGAGCAGAGCAUUGUUGAGUUGCAUCAAUUGUUCGUGGACAUGGCCGUUUUGGUGGAAACACAGGGCGAGAUGUUGGAUCAGAUCGAAUAUAGUGUGCAACAGGCACAUCAAUAUGUUGAUCGCGGUGUGAAGCAACUUGAGAAAGCAAAGGAGAGCCAGAAGAAAUCUCGCAAGGUCUACAACACUCGUCUGGGCGAGAAUGCGAGCAUGAGCGACGCGGCGAAGUGCUGA
Messenger RNA from Guillardia theta CCMP2712, 915 nucleotides. RefSeq names its product syntaxin PM (gene STXPM). Bases 1 to 915 code for a protein of 304 amino acids. NCBI's taxonomy places the organism in Eukaryota, Cryptophyceae, Pyrenomonadales, Geminigeraceae. Gene Ontology annotation, cellular component: endomembrane system; SNARE complex; plasma membrane. The record is from RefSeq and is a predicted model, not a curated record. Gene Ontology annotation, biological process: vesicle fusion; intracellular protein transport; exocytosis. Gene Ontology annotation, molecular function: SNAP receptor activity; SNARE binding. The transcript has 17 exons.